AUGGCCACGACAACCCUGCAGCCCACUGACAAGCGGGAUUUGUUGAAGCAACCGCUUCAUAACAUAUAUAUUCCCAUCAUGCUUAUUUUGGGGGGUACACUAAUCUUUGGAGUCCAGUACAUCCCAUACGCGGUGGCCUUCAUCGUGGUGGUUUGCUCAAUUCAAUUUGCCCGGGUGUGGGGAAAGCGGUCGCUGUUACACCCUAAAGUGUGGCGGGACUUUGAACUUAUCGACAAGACAAUUGUUUCGAGGAACUCCGCUAUCUACCGGUUCAAGUUGAGACGGGAUGAUGAGGUCCUUGACAUCCCCCCUGGCCACAACGUUGCGUGUUGCUUCGACAUUGAUGGUAAGGACGAAAUCCGCUACUACUCGCCCAUCUCGAAUGAGUUUGAUGCCGGUUUCUUCGAUAUUCUUGUUAAGCUGUACCCCAGAGGCUUGGUGCUGUCGCGAUUUGCUCAAUUGAAGGAAGGACAAACCGUCAAGUUUAGAGGUCCCGUGGGCAAGUUGGACUACGUUCCGAACAUGGCCAAACGCUUGGGUCUUGUCGCUGGUGGUUCUGGUAUCACCCCCAUUCUUCAAGUUCUCACCGCGAUCAUUACUAAUCCCAAAGACCACACUGACGUGGACUUGAUUUACGCCAACGACACGGAAAACGAUAUUUUGCUUAAAAACGAGAUCGACCAAAUCGCUGAACGCUGGCCUGGAGACAGAUUGCGGGUAUUCUACACCCUCACCAAACCUCCUGCUGAUUGGAAUGGCGGCGUUGGGUACGUGUCCAGAGACAUGAUGGAGGAACAUUUGCCUGCUGCUGAUGAUGAAAACCAAUUGUUCAUUUGUGGUCCCCCGGAAAUGAAGAAAUCGGUUAAGGAGUUCGCCCUGGAACUCGGGUGGAAUUCAAACAAUGUGUUCUGCUUCUGA
Messenger RNA from Diutina rugosa, 918 nucleotides. Its product is annotated as cytochrome-b5 reductase. Gene Ontology annotation, molecular function: oxidoreductase activity. The coding region runs from base 1 to 918 and encodes 305 amino acids. Lineage: Eukaryota; Fungi; Ascomycota; Pichiomycetes; Serinales; Debaryomycetaceae. The record is from RefSeq and is a predicted model, not a curated record. Gene Ontology annotation, cellular component: plasma membrane; endoplasmic reticulum. The transcript has a single exon.